Molecule: messenger RNA, 2548 nt
Organism: Lates calcarifer (barramundi perch)
Lineage: Eukaryota; Metazoa; Chordata; Actinopteri; Centropomidae
Gene: pdlim2
Product: PDZ and LIM domain 2 (mystique)
Exons: 10
Coding region: 395-1495 (366 amino acids)
Biological process (GO): actin cytoskeleton organization; muscle structure development; heart development
Cellular component (GO): Z disc; filamentous actin; stress fiber
Molecular function (GO): actin binding; muscle alpha-actinin binding
Source: RefSeq, a predicted model, not a curated record
CGCCUGUGUCAAAACCUUUAUUUUGGUAACAGCACAUGGCAUCGCGAGCUCACCCCAGUGACACUACUGCGCGCGCAAGCCACAGGUGGCGUUCAUGCGUGCCACCUUAGCAUCUGAAACAACAACCGAGACGACAGACGAGCGCUUCAUCACAGCGUCAGUGCUCCUCUGCAUUUUAACGGAGAGGUCUCCUGAAGUUGCUCUCUACUUUGUUUUUGUCCGCAUUUUGGAGGCGGUCGUCGCUUCAGGCUGAGGUGAGCCAGGACCUGCUGUCUCCUGGGUGUGUAUGUUCAGCGUUUUGUUGAGGACAGAUUAAACAGGUCGAGAGGGCACCUUAAACCACACUGUACUCACCUUGGGUUUUGACGAGCGAGCGUGCUGACCCGAUCACUCAAUGGCGCUGACGGUGAACCUGAUUGGUCCUUCACCAUGGGGCUUUAGAAUAUUUGGAGGAAGGGACUUUAAGAAGGCCAUAACUGUAUCAAAGGUCAAUGGGGGAAGCAAGGCAGAGCAGGCAGACUUGCAACCUGGUGACAUUAUCUUGGAGAUCAACGGGGAAAACACGACCGAUAUGCUGAACGUGGAGGCUCAGAACAAGAUCAAGAACUCCAAGACCCAUCUGCAGCUAGUGGUGCAGAGGCCGGAACCUUCCAGCCCUGGACAGACCAACGGCAUCAGCACCCCUGAACAGCUCACCGGACGCUUUCAGGAGGCAGUAAUAGUGAGUCGAGAUGAGAACCAGAACUACAGGGAGUACACCAUCUCCAGCCCUGCAUCACUGUCCCCUGGACCUUAUUCACCAGAUCCUCCUCCCAGCCCUGAUGGGAAGAGGGAGAGGCUGACACCCACCACCAACAAGAGUGUCCAGCUGCGCUCGUGGUCUCCAGAGGACAAGAGUCACAGGCUGUCCAGACCACUGUCACAGGAGUUCUCCCCUUCAGACUACAGAAAUAACUCUGUGUCCAGCAGAACCCCGACCCCCCCAGGACGCUACUCACCCCACAGUCCCAUUGAUCGGGAUGUACCCAUGUCUCCCCGACGCAGCAGCUCAAGCUCUGACUUCGCCAUGCACAAGUUCGACAGGGACUCAGAGGUGUACAAGAUGAUCCAGGAGAAUAAGGAGUCCCGCACAGCACCCCGUCAGUCCAACACCUUCAAAAUGCUCCAAGAGGUCCUGGAGGCUGAUGAGAAAGAGGCAGCCCUGCGGUUCCCAGGGAAACUUUCGCCCAGCCCCCCCAAACCAGGCACAUCAGUGGGAGGAGUCAGCAAAUAUCACACCUGUGAGAAGUGUGGCACCAACAUUGUCACACAGGCCGUGCGCAUCACGGAUGACCACUUCCGCCACCCAGAGUGCUACACCUGCACAGACUGUGGCCUUAACCUCAGGAUGAGAGGUCACUUUUGGGUCGGAGAUGUGAUGUACUGUGAGAAGCACGCCAAACAGAGGUACCAAGGCCCAGGUUCCCUCCAAGCCACCGUGUCCCCUCGCCAAUGAAUCUGCCGCUCCACAUCUGUCCCGCCUCGGGACGUAGAGUGCUGCUUGUCUGCCCGGGGAUCCACCUCAUCUGACUCAGUUACAGACCUUGGGAUGGGGCAUGGAGGUGGACACUGAUUAAUGAUACAGCAGAGGAUGUUUCUUUUCUGAUCACAUUUAACUAUACUUUGCAAUAUUAUGAUUCACUUUCUUGCCUUUCUUGUAAUUGUAUCAGAAUUCGGGCUUUGUUUUUCAUAAGGCCCAGCCUCCUCAGUCUCUUUAGGUUAUUCUUAGCUCUAAUGAUGCACAGCUGCCAUGGACUCAAGCCACAUUACAUUGUACUAAGGCCAGAUUUACAUAACGACAACACUUUAGACAAACUCAGCAGGACUGACUCUCACUCACUCUCUGAGGAUCUGGAUAAUCAUUUAUAUUUUAAUCUCCUGCUGACACAAAGGGACCAAAAUCUCACCUACACUGCAUGCCAUUUAAAAAAAAAAUAAAUAAAUAAAUAAAAAAGCACUGUACACAGACAGUGCUCUGUGUGGGUGUGUGUGCAUGUGGGUGUGUAUGGGUGUGUAUGGGUGCAUGCUUUCACAUGCAGAAGUGUGGUAGCUUCUGCAUGCCUUCUCUGCAUCUGUGUGCAUGGUUGAAGAGACAGACAGAGAAAGAGAGAGAGAGAGAGAGAAGGGAAGGGGGUUCCAAGUUAUUACAGACAAGAGUUUGUGAAAUUUGCGCUAUAGUUAGGCCAAAAGCCCUUGGGUUUUUCUGUAUUUCUUUUGUAAGCAGAAUUUAUUAGUAAAAAUAAUGAUAAAAUACAUAUUUACUGACUUGUUUGGCUGUUUUGAUGCUUAUGAGGGACUAUAGAUUCAUUCAGCAUACAGUAUUUUUGAUGUUUUUGUGAUUGAACUGUAUUCUAUGACAUAAACCAUUUAAAAUGCAUAAUGUAUGCACAGGACAUUUAGUGUGAAAAGAAUUGAUGACAAUACUACACUUGUCCACUUACAGCAGUACUCAGAGAUACACAAUAAUGUUCGCAUUUCAUGUGGCACUUAAUAAAAUCGCACAACCUGA